Messenger RNA from Diaporthe batatas, 2666 nucleotides. RefSeq lists its product as uncharacterized. The coding region runs from base 421 to 2496 and encodes 691 amino acids. Gene Ontology annotation, biological process: amine metabolic process. Gene Ontology annotation, molecular function: primary methylamine oxidase activity; quinone binding; copper ion binding. The transcript has 3 exons. Lineage: Eukaryota; Fungi; Ascomycota; Sordariomycetes; Diaporthales; Diaporthaceae. The record is from RefSeq and is a predicted model, not a curated record.
CCUGCUGAUCGCUAGACUCGAGGUUUCGAUCGUGGUUCUAUUCCGAUCUUAUCGACCCGCACGGGGGCUUGGCCCCGUUGCCGUUGUGAGAUGCUGUUGCUAAUUUCAAGCACAUCCGUCUAGUGCGAUAGCUGUCACAAGCGAUCUUUAUCAUUUAUCAACCCACCUGGUCAUGCAGCUUGCCAGUGCCGUUAACGGACGUGCCACACCACGACACACCUUGUGAUGCUUCAGCUUGCAGGAGACUCCAAGCCUGCGACAGGGUAUAACUAAACCCAAUCAUUAUCCAAGUUUGUCACUUGUUACGAGGAGAGCCUUUAACCCCACAUCAAUGCCUUCUAUAUAGUUGCCUUCUCUCUGUCUCACUCGCAUCAGAAUAUCCUACCCCCCGCAAGUUAACAAACCAACGUCAUCUUCAAGAUGGGCUCCAUUGCAACUGAAAUCCCCCACCCCUUCGACCCUCUGUCACUCGAAGAGAUCGAAACUGUCAUUACAUCCGUAAAAAAGGCCCACGGAGAUGUCUUCUUCAAUGUUGUCUCAUUGCAUGAGCCGCGCAAGGCCGAGAUGAGCGCAUGGCUCGCGGACCCAGACAAGUUACCACGCCCAGACAGAGUAGCUGAUGUUGUGGUCAUUGCACCGGGCGGAAAGGUCUUCGAUGGCCUGGUGGAUGUCAAGACGGCGACCAUCAAGCACUGGGAACAGCUGGACGGCCUCCAGCCUAUCAUCACCAUGGAAGAGCUCCAGGCAGUCGAGCAUGUCUGUCGGAAAGACCCUGGUGUAAUCGAACAAUGCAAGAUCAGCGGCAUCCCCGAAGAGGAUAUGCACAAGGUGUACUGCGAUCCGUGGACGAUCGGCUACGACGAGCGACACGGCUCAAAGGUCCGCUUGCAACAAGCACUGAUGUACUACCGACCCAAUGUGGACGACUUCCAGUACCAAUAUCCUCUGGACUUCUGCCCGAUCUAUGAUGCUGAUAAGCAGGCCAUCGUCGCGAUUGACAUACCCAAGGUGCGACGGCCGCUCAGCACGGCUGCAGCCAUCAACUACACUCCGUCAUAUGUCAACGAAAAGGAGGGUGGCUACAGGAAUGACCUGAAGCCCAUCAACAUCACACAGCCCGAGGGCGUCUCGUUCAAGCUGAACGGUAGGGAGAUCGAAUGGCAGAGCUGGAAGAUGCACAUUGGCUUCAACUACCGAGAGGGAAUUGUCUUGAACAACAUAACAUACGAUGAUAAGGGAACAGUCCGACCCAUUUUCUACCGCUUAUCGCUGGCGGAGAUGGUGGUACCAUACGGAAAUCCUGAGCAUCCACACCAGAGGAAGCACGCUUUUGAUCUCGGGGAGUAUGGAGGUGGAUACAUGACCAACAGUCUUGCGCUCGGAUGUGACUGCAAGGGGAGCAUCCACUACCUCGACGCACACUUCCCCACUCGCGUAGGAGGCGUUCGGACCAUCAAGAACGCCAUUUGUAUCCAUGAAGAGGAUGACGGGAUUCUCUUCAAGCACUCUGACUUCCGGGACGAUUCCGUGAUUGUGACUCGGGCCCGCAAGCUCGUCAUCCAGCAGAUCUUCACGGCCGCCAACUACGAGUACGCAAUCCAGUGGGUCUUCCACCAAGACGGAACCAUCCAGCCCGAGAUCAAGCUCACUGGCAUCCUCAACACCUACGCCCUUAACGCCGACGAGGACCCUUCGCCUUGGGGAACGCAGGUCUACCCCGGCGUCAAUGCCCAUAACCACCAGCAUCUCUUCUGCCUGCGAAUCGACCCCAACGUCGACGGGCCCAACAACACCGUCUUCAUGACCGAUACCGUCCCCUCGGACGCCCCCGUUGGCAGCGCAGAAAACUACUACGGCAACGCCUUCUAUGCCAAGAGGACCAAGCUCGCCACCACGGGCCAGUCGAUGACGGACUACAACGGGGCCACUUCCCGGACAUGGGACAUCUGCAACGAAGGGAAGCUGCACCCGUACAGCAAGAAGCCCGCUUCGUACAAGCUCGUCAGUAGGGAGGUGCCGGGUCUGCUACCCAAGGAGGGUUCUCUGGUGUGGAAGAGGGCGGGCUUUGCGAGGCACGCCGUGCAUGUGACCAAGUACUCGGACGACCAGCUUUGGCCCGCGGGUCGCCACGUCCCGCAGACCUCUGGCGAGCCAUCGUGCGGCCUGCCGGAGUGGAUCGGCGACGGCAACGAGUCCAUCGAGAAUACGGAUGUCGUCCUCUGGCACACUUUUGGCGUGACACACAUCCCCGCCCCCGAGGAUUUCCCCGUCAUGCCUGCAGAGCCCAUGACCCUCCUGCUUCGCCCGCGCAACUUUUUCACCAACAACCCCGUCAUGAAUGUGCCUCCGAGCUAUGUGUCCAUCCCCAGCCAGGUCGCGGCUAACAAGGAGGCGAUUGUUGACGCUACGGAUAAGGUCAGCAAGAUGGCGUUCGAUGAGGGCUGUUGCGCUGGGUCGAAUGGUACCAAUGGAACCAAUGGGAAUGGUGUCCAUUAGUUGUUGAAUACGAGUGGCUGGACCGAGAUUGGGGACCUUGAGAAUUCAAAUUGUGGCGUGUCUAUAAGAUUGUUCGCCUUUGAAUCAAGCUUUCUUGUAAAUUGACUGAAGCACCUCCUGUAUUAUUUUGGGCCUGUAUCAUGCUAUACCUCCGGAACCUCUUUCAUGUA